CAAAGAAAAAUUAGCGCGCAACUCCUUUCAUCGAUCGCGUAUUUUUCUAUUUUUAUGUAGUUAAAAUGCCUGAAACAAUAAUUCAAAGUGCUAUUUCGGGAAAGUUAGACUGGGAUUUAUUAUCCAAAUGGUUAAAUAAUGAGUCAAUUGAGGCCGCACCAGAAGACUGUAUUUUAUUUUGUUCCAAUAGGAAUGAAUUUGUCGGCUUUUUCCUGUCGUACCUCAGGAAUCAGACUGAAAAUGUUUUACAGACAAACAGCAAUGCCUUACCAAUCCCACAACACCAAGGUACACCAGAGAAGUCGCUUGUGCAACGCAAACACCACAGAUCAGUUAGCGAACCAACAUGUGAUAACGACAUUUCCAAUGAUAGUCUCACUGUGAAAUCUGACAGAAAAACACAGGAGUCCCCAAACAGGGAGAGAAGGAAACCAGGCAGACGAGUCAAAACAAAGUUGUUCCCCGAAGAUAAAAAGGAACAUAAUAUAUCUUUAUCGUCUGAUGAGUCGAGGAUCAGCACAGGAGUCGAGAGACUCGUCCUAUCAAGUACUCCAUUGAAAACUGCCUUCAAACCUGACUAUUCGAAUUUACCUUCGAGCAGCCCUGUCACACCUCACUCCAGAUCCUUCAAAGAAUUCGAAAGAUGUGAUACUCCUCGUAUCAGCAGACAUUCCAGGUCCCAGGAGAAGAGCGUCAGCUUAGCGGAUUACUUAGUCAAUGUCCAAUCGAAAAGCUCAAAAAAGAGAAGGUCAAAAAAUACAUCUAAUGACGACAGUGAAACUAAAAUGGACCUGGAUUUAAGUAAUUCGGAAAUAUUUCCCGAAAUCGGCACACGUAAGUCCAGUUCCUUAAAGUCUGACCGACGCAGGAUCAAACCGACGAACAUUGAUAGAAGCAAAAAGAGCUACUCGUUGAAUAGUUUCACUCCAGAGGCGUUCCAGCAACCAUCGCCUCUUGCGCUCGAGGAAAACUUGGCUUUCAAACCGAAAUUACAGCCUAAGGAACUGUCGAACGGCAUAGAGGUCGAGCGAAAUAUUUUAAAGCAAGAAAGACAGAAACUGAUGGAGAAAUUUAACGUCUUGAACACAUCACUAUCCCCUAAAGUUACAACGCCACAGAUAAAGGUAACCCAAAAAGACUUAUCUGAGAGAAAUUUAAGUUGUGUCGAGGCAGAUCAGAGUAAAAUCGCAUUUAUUGAAAAAAUCGAUAUUUUAAUCGAUAUUUACAACAUUUUAUUAAAGAAUAAUUUAAUAUUAAGCAUAAAUACGGAAAUAUAUUUCCUAAUAACGAUACUGUUGUCGAAACAAUUGGACGAAGAUUAUAGGAUAUCGGAAUCUCAAUUACAGAUUAAUUUAUAUGAAUCGAUCUUAAAACCCAUUCACAAUAGCACGUAUUUCGCUGUGAAAUCAUUAUGGAACCAACGAUCUGUCUUAGAAGUGAUACUAGACAAGAAUUCGUUAAAAAUCCUCGGGGAAAAUAAGAAAGUACGAAGUUUUUACCCGGAUUUGGCGAAGUUUCUCCUAAACUCUUACGGAUUGAAGUGCGAAGCAGAGUCUAACAGCGAUAGGUCUAAAACCAGUGAGAGUAGAGGCUCAAACGGCAUGGUGUGCUUCAACCAUGAGACGGACAAUUCAGAAAACUUCCCAUCGAUACUAAGUUUCCAAAAUUUCAAAAAGCAAAGGGAUAUGUUUUAUGAAAUAUUGAGAUGGUACUCGUCGGGCGGCGGCGGCGGCGCGGCGCUGCGCACGCGUACGCGCGCGCUGCUGGCGCUGGCGGCGCGCGCGCACAACCACGCGCACCUGGCCGCGCUGCUCACGCGCAUGCUGCUCGACGCGCCCGCGCCGGAGUCGAAGCUGAGUAAACUCCAGCGCCGGUUGACGUGCCCGUCGGCGACCGAGUCCCAUCGCCUGCCACACUUCUCCGACAAGGAAAUGUUCUACAAAGAGUUUAUAAUGUACGCAGAAAACGAGAGCUUCCGGGUACAUUUGAAGGAUGCGCUCGCUUCAGAAAUACUCGCCCUCGAUGCGACGGGAAUUAGCAACGAGUCUUCAAACGGGUCUGACCUUACAAGAGAAUAUCUACUUUUAUCCAAGAAGUUAUGUCUUCUGUCCAAAUUCCUUGGAUACCUAACGUCCCUGCCCUACGUCCAGACGUCAGUAGACAUUCUAUUGAAAAGUGGAGCUCUCCCCGGUAAUAACUACAAGGAAGAAAUAUUCGCAGCGCCGAAGGAGAAAGUUCUGGAAAAUGGUAUCGCCUUACGGAAUUAUAGCCAACCUACCAUAGAUUUAAAUGGAAUCUUAAGAGCAGCUAUAGACAAUGGCAGAAUGACAAUAACAGUACCUUGGAUAGUGCAUUAUUUGUCUAUGCUCGACUACACCACUUUACGGUUAAAUUACUAUCAAAACCUUCUAAACCUACUCUUCGGUAUCUACGAGAAAAUAUUAAAAUACAACGAAUUUAUGAAGAAGAAUACCAUCAUAUACAUGAAAUCGAUUCUCGGGUGGUUGUUCGAUUUGCCACAUUUCCCGCAGGAGUUUUUCAAUCACAAGCGAGAUGUAACGUUCAGUGUAGCGAGGGAAGGAUUCGACUCCUGCGACUUGGUCGAUGAAUCGACUCUAUUCGAACUCUGCCCGUUCCUGAGGGACGUCAACGUGCUGCUUUCGACGUCACGAGUUAAUCACGAGAAGGAGAGCUUCAGACACAUAACGCCCGUCAGUUUGACCUUGAACACGGAAGACAGGAUACGGAACAAGGAGAAGGAGCUACAGUCCCGCCUCGAGGAGGAGCUGCUCCGCAGCCAGCCGUCGUCCAGCCGGCGCGUGCUGGAGCUGGUGUCGGAGCGCGUGUGCUCCGCCGCCGUGCGCGAGCUGGCCGCCGCGCUGGCCGCCGCGCGGGCCCGCGCGCGCGCCGCCGCCGCCGCCCUCGUGGCGCAGCACGCCGACCGCGCCACCCUCAUUCCGACCCUGCAAGCGAUGUACGCGGAGCAUCUGGACAAGCUGCGAUCGGAAGCCCUGGAGUCCUGCAAGUCCAUCGCCCGCAGCCGGAUCUCGUCGGCGCUGACGGCGCUGCUGCCCAAUUCGCCGGCGCCGCUGCACGCGGUGGCCACCAGGACCUGCUACAACAGGCUGAGCAAGUGGAUCAAUGACCACUGGACGACCACCGCGGUGCUGUGCAAGGACAUAGAGCAGGAAGCGUGGUCGCUGCGCGUGUCGCCCGACUCCCCCCCCGCGCAGGUGGCGCCGCCGCCCAACCUGCGCGACCUGUGCAGCCCCGCCGCCGCGCUCAUCGCACUUAAGGAGCACAUCUGCCUGCUGCUGGAGGACGCGGAGGCGCCCCCCCCGGCGGGCGUGCUGCGCGCGUGCGCCGCCAGCUGCGCGCCGCACAACGUGUUCACGCGCCCCCCCACGCAGCGAGCCAUCCUGCAGCUGUCCAUCGACUUCUGCAUCGUCUACGUGAGCAGGAAGACGAUGAAAAUAUUGGAGGUGUUGCCCGACCUCCACGAGCUGUGGAACACGUGCUGUCCGGACCGGCCCCAUCACGACGAGGGGCCCGAGUCCCCCGAGCGACGACCGGACCUCUCGCCCACGGACGACUACGACGAUAGGGCCCCCACCCCGCAGUCUGACGAUGACGGGAAGAUCGGGGAAGUUAACGCACCGGCUGUUGAGCGACCGCCAUUACCGGUGGCGGCGGCGGCGCCCGAGGCGGGCGAGGCGGGCGAGGCGGCGGGCGCGCUGGCGGCGUUCGCGCGCGUGCUGUGCGCGCGCAACGUGCGCGUGCUGGGGGGGCGCGCGGGCGCGUGGGCGGCGCUGGCGCACGUGCUGCUGUUCCUGCUGACGGAGCGCUACCUGGCGCCCGGCGCGCUGGCCGAGACGUGCCUGGCGCUCUACUCGCAGGACUGGCCGCAGGACGUGCUGACGAACCUGUCGACGUGCAUGAAGACGGUCUCGUCGGGCUGGUCGAGCUCGUCGGGCGGCAAGUUCACACUGUUCCUCGACUUCCUAGCCGAUUACUGUAACGACAUGGACUUCGAAAUAAUCGAGUAAUCGAACCGAAAUCGAUUUGGUACAUUUUAAUAUCGAUUCGACUAAUCACUUCGCGGCUUAGUGUAAAUAUCUGUGGAAUAAAAGUUUAAUUAUUGAA
Vanessa atalanta (red admiral) is the source of this 4143-nucleotide messenger RNA. It is a transcript of the gene dlt, whose product is annotated as codanin-1. The coding region runs from base 66 to 4046 and encodes 1326 amino acids. The transcript has 15 exons. NCBI's taxonomy places the organism in Eukaryota, Metazoa, Arthropoda, Insecta, Lepidoptera, Nymphalidae. Gene Ontology annotation, biological process: chromatin organization. Gene Ontology annotation, cellular component: nucleus. The record is from RefSeq and is a predicted model, not a curated record.